This is a messenger RNA of Crotalus tigris (Tiger rattlesnake), 2134 nucleotides long. RefSeq names its product zinc finger and BTB domain containing 7A (gene ZBTB7A). The record is from RefSeq and is a predicted model, not a curated record. Gene Ontology annotation, molecular function: DNA-binding transcription factor activity, RNA polymerase II-specific; protein binding; RNA polymerase II cis-regulatory region sequence-specific DNA binding. The transcript has 4 exons. The coding region runs from base 318 to 1943 and encodes 541 amino acids. Gene Ontology annotation, biological process: regulation of transcription by RNA polymerase II. Lineage: Eukaryota; Metazoa; Chordata; Lepidosauria; Squamata; Viperidae.
GAAGGGAGGGCAAAGCAGCCCAGCAGCCCCCUUUGGCCAGGCGUGCGCCCUUGGCACGGAGCGCGGCGGGAGAGCCCGGGCGCCAGCAACAGCAGCAGCGGCGGCGGAGGAGACGUGGCAAGAAGCGGGUGACUUGCAACUGCGGACCCCCGGGCAAGGGGAGAGGCGAGCACGGCACAGCCAGCCAGCCCAGCCAGCCAGCCAGAGCGGGGAGGCCGGACGCGCCUGGCUGCUGCUGCCCGCGACCCUCGCCUCCGCCCGAGAGAGAGAGAGAGAGACCCCCCCCCCACCGGACCAAGAAGCCCUCUGGUGCCAGCAUGGAGGGUGGCGUAGAUGGCCCCAUUGGCAUCCCCUUCCCCGACCACAGCAGCGACAUCUUGAGCAGCCUGAACGAACAGAGAAACAACGGGCUCCUCUGCGACGUGGUGAUCCUGGUGGACGGGCAGGAGUUUCCCACUCACCGCUCGGUCUUGGCGGCCUGCAGCCAAUACUUCAAGAAGCUUUUCACCUCAGGGCUGGUGGUUGACCAGCAGAACGUGUACGAGAUAGACUUUGUGAGCGGGGACGCCCUCUCGGCCUUGCUGGAAUUCGCCUACACCGCCACUCUGACCGUCAGCACUUCAAACGUCGGCGAGAUCCUCAAUGCCGCCAAGCUGCUAGAGAUCGAGGCGGUGAGGGACGUCUGCACGGAUCUCCUGGACAGGAAGAUUCUGGCCAAAACGGACCAGAUGGAUACAGUAGAUCAAAUUGAUCAAAGGAACCAUCUCCGAGCAAAAGAAUACCUGGAGUUUUUCCAGAGUAAUCCCAUCAACGGCCAACAGGGCACCUUUUCAUGGACCAACCACGACUUGCGAGACCUUCAGAGGCUCACCUUCCAUGGCCGAGAGGAGGACGAAGAGCCGGAAUGCAACGGCAUGGACUUCUACUCGCAGGCCGCUCUCAGUGACAGACCAAAGGCAAAUGACUGUGAUCCCGACACCAAGCACGCCAUGUGGGACGAGGACGAGGUGACGGGCCAGGCACCCUUGUUCCCCGCCGCUCAAAACGGACAGUUCGGUGGACGUAGCCUGCCGGUGUCCAUGGGGGAGGACGACGGGCCAGCCGGCAUUCCGUUGGACCAGCAGGAGGCGGGCGAUUCUCCAGCGUUUGCUUCCGGCGGAGCCGAGCGAGAGGAGGACUCGCGGGAAGUGGACGGCUUGGCCGCCAGCGCGCUCCUGCAGCAAAUGAUCAAUUCGGUGGGACGGCAGCAGUUGGCCGACGAGGACCGUAAGGACGACGACGGAGUCAUGGAUUAUUACUUGAAUUAUUUUAGCACUUCCCAAGAGGGCGGCGAAUAUCCGUCCUGGUCUCAGAAGGUGGAGAAGAAAAUCCGUGCAAAAGCAUUCCAGAAAUGUCCCAUCUGCGAGAAAGUCAUCCAAGGAGCCGGCAAGCUCCCGCGCCAUAUUCGAACCCACACCGGAGAGAAGCCGUACGAGUGUAACAUUUGCAAAGUUCGGUUUACAAGGCAAGACAAGCUGAAGGUCCACAUGAGGAAACACACCGGGGAGAAGCCCUACUUGUGCCAGCAAUGCGGCGCUGCCUUCGCCCACAAUUACGACCUGAAAAACCACAUGCGCGUUCACACGGGCCUCCGCCCGUACCAGUGCGAGAGCUGCUUCAAGACUUUCGUCCGAUCCGACCACUUGCAUCGGCACCUUAAGAAAGAUGGCUGCAACGGCAUUCCUUCCCGCAGGGGGCGCAAACCCCGGGUGAGAGAAGCGGCCGUCGUCGCCCCGGUCCCGAGUUCGAAUCCCGACGACAGCGGCAGCCUGGCGGGAGGCGAGGAGGCGGAGGAGAUGCAGGGGCCCGCCGCGCCCCAGGACGAGUUAGAAGAGCACUUUGAAGAGAGUUCGAACGCCAACGAGGCGUCGGGAAGUUUGAAUGUAGCUGGGGGAAUUAUCUGAGGGUAUUAAAAAAAAAAAAAACACGAGGACUUUCCUAAACCAAAAAGAAAGAAAGAAAAAAAAAAGUGUCACAAAAUCUAGUUAUAACUUUCCUCCGGUUCCUCUUGAGAAAAAAAAAAAGUAUAUAUAUAUAUAUGGUUUCCUCACCUUUUUUUUUUUUUUUUGGGACAAAAUGCAAAAAAAAAAAAAAA